GGGCGAAAGAGUGGGGGGGAGAAAAGUUAGUGCACUGGGGUUCACUUAGGUGUUUGGCUACAGUCAUGGCCGGGAACUCAGAGAAAGUACCGAUCGCCUCGGCGGGACCAGAGGACCUUCAUAACUUCAUGCCCCCGGCAUACUCCGCCGUGGCCGUGAAGCCCGCCGCCACCGGCCGCCUAUUGAAGGCCGGGAUCGCGGUGCUCAUCGCCGGGGCUCUCCUACUGCUACUAGGGGCAGUCGGAGCUUUCUACUUCUGGAACAACAACGAAAAACACGUCUACAAUGUCCACUACAGCAUGAGCAUCAAUGGGAAAGUGGAGGAGGGCACAAUGGAGAUUGACACAGCCAACAACAUGGAGAGAUUCAGAACCGGCAGCGGGGCGGAUGAGGCUGUGGAGGUCCAUGACUUCGAGAUUGGGAUCACAGGGAUCCGCUUUUCAGGAGGAGAGAAGUGCUACAUCAAGACCCAGGUGAAGGCCCAGCUGCCUGAUGUGGAGGCUCUCAACAAGGACUCUAUGACAUUCGACCUGGAGGACGAGGUGAUGCCGGCCAAAUUUGAUGACGAUCUGAUCUUGGUGGCUGCUGGCGCUCCGAUCUCGGACUCAGCCUUCCUGAGCAGCAAGAUUAAGGACUUGUGUGGAGAGCUGCCGAUCUUCUGGCUCCGACCCACCUACUCAACCAGCGGACAGAGGAAGAGGAGGGCAGCCCCCCGCCAGCGCAGCCAGGCAGCCAUGGGGGAAGAAGAGGACAUGAAGGCAGAGUUGAACCCGGAGAACCCCUAUCAGCAAGGCCUGGAGGGCGAGCAGGGCACCAUGAACAUCGACCCGAUGCUGGACCACCAGGGAAUCUGCUGCCACGAGUGCCGCCGCAGCUACACCCACUGCCAGAGGAUCUGCGAGCCGCUGGAAGGGUACCACCCGUGGCCGUACCACUACCAAGGCUGCAGGGUGGCCUGUAGAGUCAUCAUGCCCUGCAACUGGUGGGUGGCGCGCAUUAUGGGCCUGGUGUAAGCACCCCCGCACACCUUGGGUGAUGCUACAGUCCAGGAAGGAAGAAACUAGGGUGGGAAGGGGUUCAGCAUUGCCAGAUGUACGAUAUUUAUCGCCUUUGUACGAUUUUUGCCCUCUGUACAAUGUAUAUUAAACUAUACUAUAAGUGCCAUAAUGUACAAUAUUUUGAGAGUUUUGGUUUUCAUCUAUGCUGUCCGUGUUAUGCAUCUCUUCACAGGCUUGGUGUAAGCUACGAUAUCUAAAUCGUUUUCCCUCAUUUGACGAGUUUGCGCGAGACAUGGCUACACCACAGCUACAUUAGAGUGCUUAAAAAAGACAAACAAAUAAAUGAUAUGAACACACGUUUGUGAAAUGCAAAAAGUACCCAUUAACGCCCAUUUUGUUUCGUCAUUAUCACUCAUUUACAAUCAUUUUACGCGUCUGACACGAACAUUUUCCACAUGGCAAUGCAGAUGGGGUUUUAAGGGUAGGGGAGGGAGUUGAUGGGAAAAGUUUAGGCAAGGAAAUUGGUGGUUUUUCUUCUUGUAAUGUACUGUAGUUACCUGCUGGUCUGAGCAGAACUAAGUGGUGCCCACACAUUAAAGUUGCAUGGAGCUGAAUCUAGGACAGACAUGUUCUCACAUGUAAGCGUAUGCAGUGGCUGCACGCUGCACAGCUUGUCUUAUUAAAAAAACAUACCUGCUAUGGAUUUAGAUCCCUCUCAGCUGCAGCGCAACAUGCUGUCAAGAGAACAGAGGUUAUGAUACAAAACAUCCAAUGAUUUGAUGGAGAAUGCCACCUAUUUAUCUAGAGAAAAGGGCAGGUAAGCUUGUAUUUAUAGAGCUGGUAAUGAUUUAUUUCAUUUCAUUCUUUAAUGUAAAUAAAUGUAUAGGGUGCAAAGUAUUUCAAAAGCACUCAGCUGGUUUCAAUAGCCCAUAUUGUUUGUUUCAAUUUCACUCUAGUGAGAAAUAUGUUCUUAACUUUUCUUUUUCUUUAACAUCUUCAUGAGUAGCUCAUUAAAACAAUGUACCGUACGGUCUCUCACCAACUUUCAUCUCAAUGUACUUUCAUCUGCAUUGAAAAAUCUCAAAGUGCAAUAUCGCUGAAUAAACUUUUUAUAAGGAAA
Messenger RNA from Eleginops maclovinus (Patagonian blennie), 2118 nucleotides. RefSeq names its product leukocyte cell-derived chemotaxin 1-like. Gene Ontology annotation, biological process: negative regulation of endothelial cell proliferation; negative regulation of angiogenesis. NCBI's taxonomy places the organism in Eukaryota, Metazoa, Chordata, Actinopteri, Perciformes, Eleginopidae. Bases 66 to 1013 code for a protein of 315 amino acids. The transcript is spliced from 7 exons. The record is from RefSeq and is a predicted model, not a curated record.